CUCCGUGACGCCAUCUUAUCGCGACUAAGCAGAGUGGCGGCGGCGUUUUCCGGAGUCGGAGCCUGGCGACGAGGCUAUGGGCAGCCAGGAGGUGCUGGGCCAGGCGGCUCGGCUGGCCUCCUCGGGUCUCCUCCUGCAGGUGUUGUUUCGGUUGAUCACCUUUGUCUUGAAUGCAUUUAUUCUUCGCUUCCUGUCAAAGGAGAUCGUUGGCGUAGUAAAUGUAAGACUAACGCUGCUUUAUUCAACCACCCUCUUCCUGGCCAGAGAGGCCUUCCGCAGAGCAUGUCUCAGUGGGAGCACACAGCGAGACUGGAGCCAGACCCUCAACCUGCUAUGGCUAACAGCUCCCCUGGGUGUGCUUUGGUCCUUAUUCCUGGGCUUGGUCUGGUUGCAGCUGCUGGAAGUGCCUGAUCCUAAUGUCGCCCCUCACUAUGCAGCCGGAGUGGUGCUGUUUGGUCUCUCGGCAGUGGUGGAGCUUCUGGGAGAGCCCUUUUGGUUUUUGGCACAAGCACAUAUGUUUGUGAAGCUCAAGGUGAUUGCUGAGAGCCUGUCGGUAGUUCUUAAGAGUGUUCUGACGGUUUUUCUCGUGCUGUGGUUGCCUCACUGGGGAUUAUACAUUUUCUCUUUGGCCCAGCUUUUCUAUACCACAGUUCUGGUGCUCUGCUAUGUUAUUUAUUUCACAAAGUUGCUGGGUUCCCCAGAAUCAACCAAGCUUCAAACUCUUCCUGUCUCCAGAAUAACAGAUCUGUUACCCAAUAUUACAAGAAAUGGAGCUAUUAUAAACUGGAAAGAGGCUAAACUGACUUGGAGUUUUUUCAAACAGUCUUUCUUGAAACAGAUUUUGACAGAAGGAGAGCGAUAUGUGAUGACAUUUUUUAACGUACUAAGUUUUGGUGAUCAGGGUGUGUAUGAUAUAGUGAAUAACCUUGGCUCCCUUGUGGCCAGAUUACUUUUCCAGCCAAUAGAGGAAAGUUUUUAUGUAUUUUUUGCUAAGGUGCUGGAGAGGGAAAAGGAUGCCACACUGCAGAAGCAGGAGGACGUUGCUGUGGCUGCUGCAGUCUUGGAGUCCCUGCUAAAGCUGGCCCUGCUGUCCGGCCUGACCAUCACUGUUUUUGGCUUUGCCUAUUCUCAACUGGCUCUGGAUAUCUAUGGAGGGACCAUGCUUAGCUCAGGAUCAGGUCCUGUUUUACUGCGUUCCUACUGUCUCUAUGUUCUCCUGCUUGCCAUCAACGGAGUGACAGAGUGUUUCACAUUUGCUGCCAUGAGCAAAGAGGAGGUCGACAGGUACAAUUUUGUGAUGCUGGCCCUGUCCUCCUCAUUCCUGGUGUUAUCCUAUCUCCUGACCCGUUGGUGUGGCAGCGUGGGCUUCAUCUUGGCCAACUGCUUUAACAUGGGCAUCCGGAUCACACAGAGCCUUUGCUUCAUCCACCACUACUACCGAAGGAGCCCCCACAGGCCCCUGGCUGGCUUGUGCCUGUCACCAGUCCUGCUUGGGGCAUUUGCCCUCAGCGGUGGGGUCACUGCUGUUUCAGAGAAAGAAGAAGCUGCAGGUGAAGAAGAAAUGAAAACUCCUUUUAGGCCCAGUUGGCCCUGCAAGAGAUUUGGAGGGUGAGGGUGCUGGGAAGGGAGACUGUGCAGAGCCAGGUGCCUGGAUGUGGAUUAGCCUAGGAAACUGUUGGGUACCAGCCCCAACCCCGCACAUGAGUGCCCUGAGUCUCAGCAGUGACGAGGGAUUGAGAAAAGGAAAUAGAGACACAAGAGUAGAAUUUACAGCAUGGGUCCAGGGGACCAAGCCUGGGAACCACGUUGGCCCCUAGCUCUGGGCUCCAAACACUUUUAUUAUGUGCAUAAUCUCAUUGAGCUUAUGGGAGUGGAAGGGGAGGGUGAAGGGGUAGCAGGGUGGAGAGCACUUGAGAUCCUUCUAAGACAUGCUGAACUAGUACUCUGAGAGAAGUAUAGCGGAUUGGCAUGGUGUCUGACCACACCCAAUGCAUCCAGGGGCUUUUAUCUCCCCAGCAUUGAGGACAUAGAGCAAUUACAACCACUCCAUAUUCCGAGAACCUAGGCAGAGCCUGAGGCGUUCUGUGAUCUCUGCUCUGCCAGGCUUUUCUCCUCCUGGCCAGCUCCCAUCUGCAAAGACCCUCCCAGAUCUUGUGAGCAGAGGUCGCCUCCCAUCUCAGAGAUCUUUGCAUAAGCCCUCUUUACGAGGCCCUCAUGCAGUCUCCAUGUUGAGACGGCAUUCAUGGGACCAGACCAGUAUUCCCUGCUCCACAACCACCCGAGGUGUUCCCAGUGUUACUGCACCCUUGGAUGGUCUUUACCUUAGGCCUCCUGUUGCCGCUUGAUUUCUAAUUAACUGCACCAAUAGUAUAGUUUAAUUCAGUGUAUAAACUUCAGUGUACUCUGGGCCAAGCAGGCUUAUUUAGCUAGAAUUAACAUAGGUCUCUCCCUGGCCAUCUUGACCCACAGGAAACCCCAAGCAACCAGGCCUGGGGAAGCAACACCUUAGCUGCCAGCAAAUGCUUGUUCAGACGCACAUUCUGCACACCUCCCCGGGACAAGCAGGGAUGCUCCAGAAGCUGGUUAAAUGACUUCCAGCAAUUUCAGACAGCUAGUUGUUUGGAUUUCCCUGCAGCCUUAGAUUAAGGCAGAAAGCAAAAGGGGUCCUGGCGUCAGGAGAGAAGGUGACUUUGUCCAGGGAGGACCAGCUGCUGUGGGCAGUUUCUGAAGAAAGUGGAAAGGGAUGAGUGGGUCCUGCCCCAUGUUGGGGCAGCCACAGGCAUGAGCUCUCCUGGCCCUUAGGCUUUCCCAGGCCUGGGCCACGGUGGCCCAUGAGGACACCCCUGCACCCCCACAUGGCCUUACCCACCAAUUGCCAGUGUCUCACCUUGAACCCGCUCAUCACAGGCUGUUCCAGAAACUUGCUGAGUUUUGUUUUGUUGCAAACACUGCUUUUGUUUGUUUCUUUCACCGCACUGGGAUGAAGGAUGCCGGGUUAAAAUUGACUGGUUUCUCCUGGCAGAAGCAGCUUUGAACUUAGGAUGCCCAAAGGAUGCUUUUUUUUUUUUUUUUUGACAGAGUCUUGCUCUGUCGCCCAGGCUGGUGUGCAGUAGUGUAAUCUCAGCUCACUGCAACCUCUGUGAUUCUCCUGCCUCAGCCUCUCAAGUAACUGGGAUUAUAGGUGUCCACCCCCACACCUAGCUAAUUUCUGUAUUUUUACUAGAGAUGGGUUUUUGCCCUGUUGGCCACGCUGGCCUCAAACUCCUGACCUCAGGUGAUCCACUUGCCUCAGCCUCCCACAGUGCUGGGAUUACAGGUAUGAGUUACCUCAACCGGCCUAGGGUGCUGUCCUGAACUACUAAUAAGAUGGAGUUUUUCCAGGAAGGGAAGUGAGUUCUGCCUACAGACUUGUGGACAUCAGGGAGACACCACACAUGUCUUGGCCCAGCGCUGAUCCUAGGGAAGAUGUAAGGCCAUGGACAUUUGGUGUGUGGGUCAUAUCUGAGUAGUGGGGGUCCAUCGGGCCUUCCUCUUCCUGCUUCUCCUUGUCAGAGAGCCAUGACCUGAGCAUAGCUGGUUCUGAUUUGACACCCCACUGCUGUAGGCCUCCCUCACUUGUAUCAGCCUCUGUGGGACAUUCCCCUUAACUCUGCAGGGGCCCUGGUUGCCUUUGCAGCUUGGAGAUGAUGUUUUACCACAUCCCCACUGCCUACCGGGCCAGAGGACCUACUAUUGAUCAGACAACUGAGCUGGAGAGCCCGGAAUUGCAUUCUAAUCCCAGCCCUGCCUUUGUCUCCUGUGAGAUCCUAGCAGGUGGCUUUGCCUUUUCUCCAUCUGCAGAAGGUUCUAAUCCCAGCCCACUGUUGCUCCAGGGCCAUUGUAGGGACCAAGGAAAAGUCGGGGUUCAGCAGUUCUUUGAGGUGGAAUGGAGAGUUGGGGAGCCAGUAGGCCUGUGCAUGGCAAGGCUGGAGCCUGGGUCCUGCAGGGGAGCUAGACCAGCACAGAGGUCACAGUGGAGGUUAAAAUAUUCUUUUUUUUUUUUUUGAGACAGGAUCUUGAUCUGCUGCCUGGGCUGGUGUGCAGUGAUGCAAUCAUAGCUCAUAGCAGCCUCAGUCUCCAGGGCUCAAGUGAUCCUAUAGCCUCAGCCUCUGGAAUAGCUGGGACAGCAGGCAGGAGCCACCAUACCUGCCUAAUUUUUUUCUUAAUUAUUAGUAGAGAUGGGGUCUCACUAUAUUGCCCAGGCUAGUCUCACACUCUUGACGCUCCCACCUCGACCACCUAAAGUGCUGAGAUUACAGGCGUGAGCCACUGUGCCUGGCCAAGUUUAAAAUAUCUAUACCAUGUAUUAAUUUUCCUGUUAAGUGAUUUUAUCUCCUGAUACUAUGUAUUUUAUGUACUUCUUGCUAUUAAAUUACAAAUUAUCCCAAGGACAAUGAGUGCCCUGCAGAUAGUCAAAGAAACACAGGGCCCAUGUCCUGCCCGAGGCCAGUCCUGACUACACAUGGUACACACCUCUGCCCUGCUCACACUGUCCUGCACAACGUCCUUUAUGAAAUGCCAUCGCAGGUUGUUCCCAGCACUUUCUAUGCUGUAAACUGUUACAGUGAAUGUCCUGACACAGAGACCUCCAAGAGCCUGGUCUCCUCCAUUUUGCCUGCUGAUAAACCCUGAGAGUGAACUUCACUGCCUCUCAGCCCUAGCCUCACCCUUAAGAGAGGAAGGGAGCCUGACUAGGUCCCAGUGGGUUGAUGACCACCUGGCCUGGAGCCCGAGACUCAGACCUGUUGGUGAGUGGGCCAGACUGUUCAGAUCUGAAAAGGGGUUUGCACAAUGCCAGCUACCCAGUCGAGGGUCUGUAUUAAUUGUGACAUUGUGGCAACCUGUCACUUGGUCAUUCAGCUGACAGUCUUUCCCCCUGCAGAGGCCAAGAAAGCCCUGGAGGAACAGUAGACCUUGGUGUCCCUGCUGAGCACAAGCCAGCAACGAGGACCUGGCCCCCCCAGGCUCCACCGCAUCCUCAGCCACAGACAGAUGGGUGCCCCAAGCUCAGCCACUGGGAAUGUGUGCCUGUCACAAGUAAUUGCUUCCCAAGAAGCAAUUCCUCUGGGUGUCAGUAAAGUCACUGAUGCCCCAGCCCUCCCCUCAGAGAAUCUGAUUAACCAACCCAGCUGGAUGGGGAGCUAGGGAACAAAAGCCACUGAGUAAAUAGAAGCAGCACAGCUGAGGCAGGGGCUCUUCCGACUGCUCUGGCGCCUUCCUUGGGUGACAGGGCCUCUGUGGGCUAGUGGCUUUGGAAGGUCUUUGCUCAGGGGGCCUCGUCUCCCUUGCCACAGGCAUGGGGUGCAGACUCUUACGCUGGAGGCUCAUCUUUGUAGCCCGCAUGGGUGCUUGGGGAAGGUCUUUGAGCUGCCUGGUCCAAGAGUAGAGUCCAAGGUUUUGACAAGGUCACUCCACGCUCAUGCCUGCUGUGUGCUCUGGCACAGACAGACCCUGGUGUGGGUUCCAGCUCUGCUGUGUCCUUUACUCUAUGACCUUGGGCAAUUUACUAAACCUCUCAAGCCUCAGUGUUUGAGAGAUUUUAUGUUAAUCCUAUCUGCUUUUAUAUUUAAUCUCUCUUUUGAUCCAUGUAUGGUACAUAGUUUUAAAAGUUGAACAAUACUGCAAGACUGGAAAUACUAAGUCCCCCCUUCUUGACCCAUUGCUUUCUGUUCUUUUAGCUCUUUCACUCUUCUUUUUUUUUUUUUUUUUUUUUUUUUGAGAUGAGGUCUCCCUCUGUUGUCCAGACUGAGCUGGAGUGCACUGGCACAAUCACAGCUCACUGCAGCCUGGGGUCAAGCAAUCCUCCCACUUCAGCCUCCUGAGUAGCUGGUACUACAGGUCUUUGCUACCAUGCCCGCCUAAUGUUAAAAUAGUUUGUAGAGACAGGGUCGCACUAUGUUGCCCAGGCUGGUCUUGAACUGGCCUCAAGCGAUUCUCAUGCCUUGGCCCAAAUUGUUGGGAUUCCAGGCAUGAGCCAUCGCACCCAGCCACUUUCACCUUUAGAAUGUUGACUUCCCACUAUGAAAAAUGAGCUGAUAGCCACCUCUUCAUACAUUUCCUCCCUAUCCUUCCAAUGCUAUGAUUUGGGGUAAGUUGAUAUUCAGUGUUCAUGUGUUUAACACCAUGUAAACAUUGUUUUCUGCUAAACCAAGUAGUUUUCUGUUUCCUUUCUGCAACAAUUAUUUGUUUUUCCUCAAGCUAUAAUUCUCUCUCUUUUUUAUUUACUUUUAAAUUUCUACUUUAUGUUUUUCUCUAUAAAAUCGUAAAAAUCUGACCAGAUACACCCAGCAGGUGUGCUUUCCUUGGAGACAUUGCUCCGGGAACCCCUCACAAUUUGUUCUACUCUUACCAACCUAUCUGUUGGCCCCUCUCUGCCUUCCCCAGAGUGAAGACACUGAGGCUCAGAGAGGUAGUAAGAUCUGGGUGGAAAUGCAGGCCUAGAUAAGGAGGUCCAGUUAUGCUCAAGGGCCAACCCCCUGCCCAGGAUGCUGCAGCCCAGUGAGUCGGCAGCCACACAAAUGGGACCAUGUGGUGGGUUUAACGUCUGCAAGGUGGGGCAGGGACCUCUGGCACUGAGUGUAGAAGGCAGAGGCAGGUCUCCCUGUCCAUCCUGAGUGACCAUUCCUGGUAAGAUGUCCCAUGCUGAUUUCCAUCCUCCACCCAGGCAGAUCAGAGAAAGACCCAGCCCCACUAUUCUCUGACCACUCCAUAUGUACUUCCCCUUAACUUGCUAAGCCAGCCCUACCCAACUCACAGGCUGAGAUCACCUCCCAGGGCCACCAGCACCCUGCUCAUCACAGAUGGGGCCACUUUGACUACUUCCCUAGGUCUCAUCUCCUCCAUCUAGGGGCUGAGCUCUGAGCCUGCUCCCAGCGAGCUCUGCACUGCACGUGACUCUUCAUCACUGGUCCUAGGAGGCUAAGGUCAGCCCUGGGGAAUGCAUGACGGUUAAGAUGACGCUGGGGGUCCCUGGCCAACAACUCCCAGUCUUGGUGGCCCAAGUCCUUAAGGGCAGUACACAUUCCUGAAGGGGACAGAGAGAGCCUCCUGAGUCAAGAGCUUUUGCCCAAACACCAUAUGCCUCACAACAGAGAGGUGUAUGCACUGUCUGAGGCUCCUGGUGAUUGCAGUCCAGCCCACAGGGCCCGCUCACCACAGAGGAUACCCAUGAGGAUGUUAUCCAUGUGUUCUUGCACACCAGAGGUCAUAGCUCAAGGGGGCUGUGCCAUUGGGCCAGGACUACCCUAGGUGUGUAGGGAGAGGGUUAAGGGUGCAUAUCCUCUCCUUCAGCCAUCAAGAUACAAGGGGUGGGUGAGUGUUAGAGGCCCCUGGGAGAUGAAAGAUGCAUAGAGCUCUCCAAAUGGCCGCAUGUUUUCAAAACAGACAACUCACCAGGAUUUCAUCUGCAACUCACAUUCAAUCUGCUAAGUAGGGAAGAAGAAAGUAUGUGGUUGUCAUGGCAACACCAAAUUGCCCAGGACCAGGUUGGUCUCUAAGCUGAGGAAGGAUAGGGAGUGGAGCCCAGCCUCUGUCUCUAUGGUAGGGAUGUUCUGGAGAACAGGGGCAAGGGGUCAGGCCGGACACACACGUGUGGGGCAAAGGUCAUUGCUCCCACUACUGCUGCUCAGGGCUGAGGGCCUGAGCCAUGUGGUGUUAUAUAAAGGGUGGACUUGGGGCCCUCACUCUGGGGCUAGGGCCCAGACUGUUCAAGCAUGCAAAUUCCAGAGCCAGCCUCUUGCUAAGGGCCAGUUCCCCCUUCUCCCCAAAGGCUAGGCCCACCCUAGAGCAGCUCAGAUUUGGUGCCUGCUUCUCUUUCCGCCCCCCAGUCCUAGCUGUUCCUGGCAGAACUUCUGUCUUGAACUUGGCCAUGGAUGUGGACACAGCCUGGCACAUACCCUGAGUGGAGUCUGAGGAUCAACAGACCCACAGGCCCACCCAGAGAGUGCCAAGCAAAGCUGAUACUUCUAUUCAUAAGCACGCAGUGCUCAGCCUGGCCUCUUCCUCCCCACCAAGAAUGAAGUGGAGCCAGUAACGGGUUGCUCUGCAAUGCAGUAUCUGCCAAUCUGGGCCCAGGCCUGGCUAGGUAGAUGGUAGGAGAGAGGGCUGCUCCAGUAGGAAGGAGUUGAGCAUCGGGACCCUCCCCUGCCCCGGACUUGCCUUAGCCCUGUUUCGAUUCUGACCAUCCAGUGUUCUGGGGCCUCUGAAAAACGUCCUGGCCCCAAGGCCCUCCUGACCAGCCAAGCCUGGCGUAUCCAUAUCUGUGGUCCCAGGAUCUGAACAUAGGAGGGCUCCUGGACACCUAAUACAUGAAUAAAUGAGGGAGUGAAAGGAUUAAUGAAUGGGUGACUUGGGCAGUGAGGACUAGGAACAGAAGAAAUGAAAGAGACCAGGUUGGGAGGGGGAUGCUUGUAGAGCCAGGUUUUGGGGAGCCUUAAAUGCAGGCUGAGAGGGGGUGUUUAUCAGGCUCCCCCACACCCAGCUUCUGCCCUGGCCCUGGGACAACUCCCAUCUUCCAGAGGGGCCACUAGGGACCCUGCCAGAUGUGGCCCUAUCACCUGAUCCCCUUUCAGAGAGACAGAAACCCCAGGGCCCAUCCCCCAGAGUCUGGCUCACCUGGGCUCCUACAGGGCCUGCCUCGCUGGGGCCCUGAAGACUUAACUGCUUUCGCUUCAUGCUCUGUGGGUUUUCCCAGUUGUUCAAUUAGUGCUAAUUGGAAGCAGGAAGUGUGGGGUGGGCCUGGCCUUGGGCUUCCUGGGACAGGCUCUACCCUAGAGCUUUGGGGGCUCUCUCAGGGCUGGGUGGGGUUGUUGGGGGCUCCCCGAGCAUCUGUUAUACUGGCUCUGUGCACAAUUGGGCCUCUGCUUUCCAGAGGGCUCAGGCUGUCACCAGCCACCUCUCACCCCAGGUGCCAGUUGCCCCCAAGACAGGGCAGGCUCACCCUUUUCACUGCCAAAUCCUCGCCUGGCACAGAGCUGCCGCUCUUCACAGUUUCCACUCUAAGAACGAAGGGAUGAUGGGCUCAGGGCCUCAGAGAGAGGUGCACAGAGGCCUCCUGAACCCCUCACCCUUGGUCCCAACCUCAGCCUGUGGCUCCACAAAGGCGAGGAAAGGCCUGAUUUAUCUGACUGGCCACAUGCUUGUGCUUCCCUUGGGAGACAAAGGGUGCAGAGGCCCUCUGGAGAGGCGGGGCUUCCCCUUAGUUUCCCUCCUCCCAUGUCCCCUGCCCCUCCACUAUGGGCGCAGGUGGGAGUGUCCAGAAGCAAAGCCCCUUUUGUGUCAAGCCCCAACCAAGGUUCUCAACUCCUGUCAUGCUCUCCCCAUCCACAGACACUGGUGGCAGUAUGAUGGCAGAGGCUAUAAUAGGGGAAGUAUGGGGUGUGGGCACAUGAGGGAAGGCCCCUGACUCUAGCCUGGGCAGAGGCCCGUGCCCUACCUGGCUCUCUCUCUGCAGUGUUAUGUCAGUCAUCGCCCACAGCUGCCCUCAACCUGGGCACUGUCAGGCCUCCUUCGCAGUGGACUGAAACCCUGUGACACAGCCUAGGACCACCCAGACCCAUGGGCUGGGGGCUCAUAUCUGGAAGCAGGGCCCCCAGGAUUCAAAGAUGCUCAGAGAUGAAGAUUGCUGGGCGCCAGCUCAUGGGGCCAGCCUCAGCUUCAGCCCCUGGGAAAUGCGUGCUUGUUGCUGUGCAGCAGACACUAGAGGAGGCAGAGUGGACCAUGGGCUCCUCUGAGAUUCCGGAGCCCUGCAAGGAGAGGCCUGGCCGCCGGCAGCCGCUAGAGGGCAGAACCCUCCUGUGUGUUUCUUACAAAGGGUUGGUGAGCAGAUGAGCAGGAUGGACAGGAGACAACAGAGCGGCACCCGAGAGUGCAGUGACCUCAACGCUGCUAGCAGGGCUCAGCGGAGGCUGCGAUGCGUGCAAAAGUCCACUGGACCUUAGACCUUAAAUCACCUCCCUGAGCCUUAGGCUUUUACUUCCUGGGAGCCCAGCCCUGAGCCAACAGGGACACAGGGACAGCACCUGGCUCUUAAAUUGGCAGAUAAUAAAUCAGUGUCCCCUUCUUUUUUUUUUUUUUUAUUUUUUUGAGACGGAGUCUCUCUCUGCCACCCAGGUUGGAGUGCUGGAGUGCACUGGCGCAAUCUGGGCUCACCACAACUUCCAGUUCCCAAGUUCAAGCAGUUCUCUGCCUCAGCCUCCCAAGUAGCUGGGAUUACAGGCGCCCCCACCACAUCUGGCUAAUUUUUGUAUUUUUAGUAGAGAUGGGGUUUCAUCAUCUUGGCCAGGCUGGUCUUGAACUCCUGACUUCAUGAUCCACCCACCUCAGCCUCUCGAAGUGCUGGGAUUACAGGUGUGAGCCACUGCACCCAACCCAGUGUCCCCUUCUUGGAACAUUAGUGGUAGAGGAACAAUUAGGAGAGCAGGUCCUCCAGCUUCUUCCAGGUGCAAUGAGGAAACAGAGGCAGAGAAGAACUCACCUGACCGCAUCUGUGAGGUAGGUGGGGAUGGAUAUUUCCUGAGAGGGAACCAUAGCUAGGCAUGCACAGCAGCCCUGUGACAUCAGUGCAUGUAUUGGGUACUACUUUUGCAGAUGAGGAAAGUGAGGGUCAGAGAGGCUGUCAUUUGGCUGAAGUCCCACCGCAAGGUUGGACCAGGAUUCUUGCCCAGGCAGUAUGAUGCCGAGCCUGCAUGCAGGCUCCCACACAGCCUUAUCACAGCCUUAUGUGAUCUACCCACCUCGGCCUCCCAAAGUGCUGGGAUUAUAGGCAUGAGCCACUACACCCAGGAAAAAAAAAAACCUUUAAUUAUUUAGUUGUUUAUUAUAUAAGAAAUAUAUAGGCCGAGCAAGGUGAAGGUGGCUCAUGCCUGUAAUCCUAGCACUUUGGGAGGCCGAGGUGGGCAGAUCACAAGGUCAGGAGUUCAAGACCAGACUGGCCAACGUGGUGAAACCCCAUCUCUACUAAAAAAUACAAAAAUUAACUGGGCAUGGUGGCUCAUGCCUGUAAUCCCAGCUACUUGGGAGGCUGAGGUAGGAGAACUGUUUGAACUGGGAUUCAGGAGGCAGAGGUUGCAAUGAGCAGAGAUCAUGACACUGCACUCCAGCCUGGACUGCAGAGCGAGAUCCAUCUCAAAAAAGAAAUCUAUAAAUAUAUUUUUACUUUAAAAACAUAAUACAGAGCUGGGCCCAGUGGCUCACACUUGUAAUCCCAGCACAGUUCUGGGCUCAGCCAGUCCUCCCACCUUGGCCUCCCAAGUGCUGGGAUUAUAGGCGUCAGACACUGUAUCCAGCCCGUUUUGAUUUUUUUUCAAGAGACAAAGUCUCACUAUGUUGCCCACACUGGUUUUGAACUCCCGGGCUCAAGCUAUCCUCUCACUUCUGCUUCCCAAAGUGUUAGAUUUAUGGACAAGAACUACCACACCCAGACUUACUUUCUCCUUUAUCCCCAACCACUGCAGUUAGGUUUGGGUUUGGAUGGCAGCAGGUGGGAGAUGGGGAAAGCCCACCUCCAAGCGGGGCAGGAAACAUCUAGCCAGCCCCAUCUUCCCGAAUCUACAGUUAGGGUGCUUCCCAGAGAGCCUGCUCUGCUGCAGGGGACAGUGAGAAGGAGACUCUCUCUCCAUGGACACACAGCCUCCCAAAGCCAAACAUUUCCUCUUUCCUCUUCAGUCCUUGUAAUUGCCACUAACCUGUGUGUAUAUAAGAAACCCACAGGGUUUACCUCGUCCCCUAUUGCUGGACAUACAGGCUGUUACAGCCCACUGCAGUGGCAGCCAUAGUGCGGGUCUCUGCCAGGCUCUCUGUGGAGGUGCUGGGAAGUAGAUUUGCUGAUCUGAGGGGCAGGGGCUAAGUCACCCUCCAAAAAGCCUGUGCCCACUACCAGCAUAGGGCACUUGUACUAACACUUUGCUAAAACCUCUCUCUUUAAUGGGAAUUUCUCUCAUUACUUGUGCUUAUCUUUUCUUACUGAGUGAUUGUUUUUGUUUCCUCUUUUUUCUUUCCCCCUCACCUUUCUGAAUUCUACUUCCUUCUUCUGUGAAGAAGGCCUUCUGUUUAUAUCCUUUCCCCAUUUUUCCACUGUGUCUUUCAUCUUUUCCUUAUUGAUUUGUAGAUCUUAAUACAGAUGCUCUUCAACCUGCUAUGGAGUUCCAACCCAGUAAACCCUUUACCAGUUAUAAACACUGUAAAAUGAAAAUGUAUUUAAUAUGCCUGACCUACUUAAACACACCCACAACACUGACGUUACCUUACAGUUGGUCAAAGUCACCUAACACAGCUGGGCACGGUGGCUCACACUUGUAAUCUCAGCACUUUGGGCGGCUGAGGCACGCAGAUCAUUUGAGGUUAAGAGUUCGAGACCAGCCUGGCCAACGUGGUGACAUCUCUACUAAAAAUACAAAAAUUAGCCAGGCUUGGUGGCACACACCUGUAGUCACAGCUACUCAGGAGGCUGAGACAGGAGAAUCGCACGAACCUGGGAGGAGGAGGCAGCAAUGAGCUGAGCUCACACCACUGCACUCCAGCCUGGGCAGCAGAGCAAAACUCCAUCUCAAAUACAAAAACAAACAAAACAAAAAAAAAACAAAGUCACCUAACACAAAGCCUGUUUUAUAAUAAGGUGUUGAAUAUCUCAUGUAAUUAUCCAAUAUUGUACUCAAAGUGAAAACCAGAAUGGUUGUAUGGAUACUUGAAGUAUUAUUUCUACUGAAUGUAUAUGACUUUUGCACCAUUGUAAAGUAAAAAAUCCUAAAUUGACCAGAUGAGGUGGCUCACACCUCUAAUCCCAGCACUUCAGGAGGCUGAGGCGGUAGAAUCAUGAGGUCAAGAGAUUGAGACCAUCCUGGCCUACAUGGUGAAACCUCAUCUCUACUAAAAAAUACAACAAUUAGCUGGGCGUGGUGGCACACCUGUAAUCCCAGCUACUCGGGAGGCUGAGGCAGGAGAAUUGCUUGAACCCGGGAAGUGGAUGUUGCAGUGAGCUGAGAUCGUACCACUACACUCCAGUGUGGUGCCUAGCGGCAGAGCAAGAUUCUGUCUCAAAAAAAAAAAAAUCCUAAAUUGAGUCAUGCAAGUCGGGGACCAUCUGUAUAUUCUGUAUUUAAAUCCUUUGUUGUAUUUUCUCGCUUCCCUUUGCCCCCCCUGGAGAAGUCGACUCUAGAGGGAGUGCAGGGGACAGGACCGGGACUGGCCUUUCUGCCUGGCUGCAGUUCUUGGAGGUUAUGUUGGAGAGACAUAACCUGGCUAGAUGGAGAGACCAUGGCCAGGUGACUUUUCUGAAAGCCUCUGUUCUGUCACCUGUAAAGUGGGCAGAAUACUGCCUAGCACUCAGAGUUGUGGUGAGGAUUAAAGGAACCUACCCAUGGGCAGGUCAUCUGAUGAGUGCUGCACACAGCUGAUGUGGACUGGAAGCAACUGCUGGGCAGGAGGCACACCGUGUUGAGUAGGUACCUGCUGAACGGUGGUCUCUGUGCCUGUGACCACGGCCACCUGUGGAUAUCUGUAAGUCCAUGACUGUUGCUGUGGAUCUGCCCAGUGAGUGUGUGUGGGUCCUUUGUGGGGGGUCUGUCCUGCAGAACCAGUACUCAGAAGUUUAGUGUGGGUGCGGGGCAGUCUGAGGUAGGGCUGAUGCUUGGAGGGAGGGAGAAGUAGAUGGGCUGAGCUUAGGGAGAAGACACCGCAGGGCUGGCUCAUAUUGGGUGCAGUUGCAAAGGUCUACUAAGGAAGCUCUAUCCCCUCUCGCAUCAGGAUCCCCACAGCAAAGUGUUAGGUUGGCUACAACUGACCCUCUUGUCCCAUUGCUGCCAGGCAGUCCUGGGGUCUCAGAAAAGUCCUUUGGGGGUGACAUGUGGUCUGGCCCACUUGAGGGCAUGACUUGGUCUUGGCUGUGAUCUGCUGAAACUAAUAGGAGGUGUAUUUAUGAGUUGCCAUAAAAGGCACUGACAUACUGGUGAUAAAAGCCUCCAAAAUCACCCUGCUGUAAACUGCCAUUUACAUGUUUAUGACCUUAUUCCCCAGCCAGUGGGUUAGAUAUUCCCAUUGUCACUGACUAGGAGGCCCAAUUCGCAGCCAGGGACUUGGGGGGUGUGUUGAACAAAGGGAGCCUAAUGUGCAGGCCCAGGGCCACUGCCAGCUUGUCCUUGCAGCUGCCCCCUCCCAAGAGACUCCUCCUAUGGGAGCAUACCCUGGAGGCUUAUUUUCUUACUGAGGAGUAACUUACAUUUGGUGCACUAUACUAACCAUGAAAGUAAAACACAGCUCAAUGACUUUUACAUAGAUGACACCCACGUAGCCAUGACCCUGAGCAAGCUUCCUCACUCUAGGAGAAUCCCUUGUGCCCCUCCCAGCCAAGCCCAGAAGUAAGCAGUGUUCUGACCUCCAUCAUCAGAGAUCACUUUUGCUGUCCUAGAAUUUCACCUGAAUGUCAUCAUACGUGUGUUUUCUUCUGUGUGUAGCCUCCUUUCAUCAAUAUAAUGUUUUUUAUUUUUAUAUAAUUUUUUGAGACAGAGUCUUGCUCUGGCCCCCUUCCAUAGUGCAGUGGUGCCAUCAUGGCUCACUGCAGCCUCCAACUCCCAGGCUCAAGUGGUCCUCCCACCUCAGCCUCCUGGGUUGUAGCUGGGACUAUAGGAUGCUCCACCAUGCCCAGCUAAUACUUUCUAUAUAUUUUUUAAUUUAAGAGACAGGGUUUCUCCAUGUUCGCCAGGUUGGUCUCAAACUCCCAACCUCAGGUGAUCUGCCCGCCUUGGCCUCCCAAACUGCUGGGAUUACAGGCAUGAGCCACCUUGCCCAGCCAAUAUGGUGUUUUCCAGAUUCCUCCAGGCUGCCCUGUGUAACAGUUGUUCAUUCUUUCUUUUUUAUCAUUGAGUAGUUGUAUCCAUUUUAUGGAUGGACAGGCCACACUGGUUUAUUUAUUCUCCUAUUGAUGGAUAUUUGGGUUGUUUCCAGUUUGGGGCUACUAUGAAUAAAGCUUCUAUGAAUAGUCCUGUGCA
Messenger RNA from Callithrix jacchus (white-tufted-ear marmoset), 15020 nucleotides. It is a transcript of the gene RFT1, whose product is annotated as RFT1 glycolipid translocator homolog. Lineage: Eukaryota; Metazoa; Chordata; Mammalia; Primates; Cebidae. The record is from RefSeq and is a predicted model, not a curated record. Gene Ontology annotation, biological process: glycolipid translocation; dolichol-linked oligosaccharide biosynthetic process. Gene Ontology annotation, cellular component: endoplasmic reticulum membrane.